UCAUUUCGUAAGCGUGAAAGCAUUUAAAAAAUGUUUCUUUCAUUCACGACAACGAUGACGAAGGAGGAUUCAAGUAACGCACGUACAAAGAUAUAUACAUACAUAUAUACACCUUGCACCAAAAUCGUUUGAAAAAAUCGAAAAAAAAUACAUGCAUAAAUGCAUAGAUUCAAACGAUUAUAUUUCCGGUACAUAUUUUUCUUUAAUCGAAGAGACCACGACUCUGACCUAAAAUUUACGCUGCAGAGAAGUCAGUAACCGGUUAAACAAUUCCUCUAUUAUGCAUACCAUCAGAUUCACGUUAUGUUCCUUGAUCCGUUGAGUUCGUGGCACCUCCCAGAACGGAAACCUUUUCUAGCACUGAUCAUCGUUAUUUUAUUUCUUUGAAAUCGAACGGACGUAGAAUCACGUUUCUUCGUAAUAAAGAAUCGAUAAUUAUUAUAAUUUACUACCAAUCAUUACGAUAAAAUUAAGGUUACAAAUAGUAAGAUAGAAGAUUAUGUAGAUAGACUCACGUCCUUGAGGAGAUCAUUUGUCGCCCUUAAAGAAAACGGUUGGUCAGAAGUGAAGAUACAAUGGCGACGUUACGGGGGCAUCGCAUGGCUUAAAGAGAAGGAGAACGAAGAGGAGGCAAAGGAUGGUCGUUAGUGGAGGCACCGGGCAUGCAUUAACAGUACUCCGGAUGGUCCGGUGAUUCUUCGGUUCCAUGACUUUCUCUCCCGCCUACCUAUGAAGGAAGACAAGGUAGAAACAGAAGAAGAAGGAGAAGAAUAAGAAGAAACAGAAGAAGAAGAAAAGAAAAAGGAGAAGAGUCCAUAGUGCUGGCGUUACUGAAGACGCCUCGGGGGGAGAAUUCUUGCGCAUUCUCAACAUCGAGUUAAGACUUCAGUCCGUCGUGAACCUUCUGCUAAAUUGCGUCACCCCAAAAGGGCCGACAACAUUGACUCUUCUUUCGGUUUAUCUUCGUGAACUUGGAUAAACUAUACUUGCGUGAGACUAAAUCAGUGGACAAGGAUUUAACGAACGACGUCAGACAUUCACGAACAGACGUGGAGAUAGAUUUGUUGACGACAAGAUCAUCAUUGUCAUUAUCUCCGCCAUUAUGUGCCGAAUCCUCGGAAUUCUUGCAUUAUUUUCCACGGUUAGCGUAAUCAUUGCUCAAGAUUACGAGAUUUCCGACAUUCAAUGCAGUGGCGCCGGUUCAGCAGCUGAUCUUCUCACAGCGAAAAUCAGAAGACCGAUCGGCUUCAGAGGAGCUCCGCUAUUUGCCGACGAUAGAUCAGCCAAUCCUCUCAUCGACAUUCAUUGCCAAAUUAGACCUGAUCCUAACGAUUCUCAAGAAGACAAUUACUUUCUCAAAGUGACGGAUUUUUCACGAUGCGGUGUUCUCAAAAGAAACGGAUUUAUUCAUUUACGGAUAUGGUUUCCGGCAUUUCCUGGUGUCGUAAUGCUGGCCGAUCAAGAAUUGAUCCUCAUGUGUCGUCCACCUGAGCCCACAUUGCUUAGGCACAAAGCGGCUGGUUUUGCUGGUACCUUUCCACAUGGUGCUAGAGUAUCCGGUGUAGUAGAGGAGACACCAGGUCGCUUAGAAUACGAAGUUGCUCUUUAUCGUGAAGCUACGGGCAAUAUAUCAGAAUCUAGCGGAUCCCAAACAGUCGAUCAGGCAGUGCCAAUAGGUACAAAACUUCAGCUGAGAGCUCGUAUCAGUCCUGACAGCGCUUGGGGUUACAUAAAACUUCUGGAAGUAACGGUCAGCCCUGAUCCCGAUCAACCGCAUGCCCCAGGGAGCGUCAUCCUUGUUAAGGAUGGCUGUAGAAAUCGAGAUUUCGCAUCAAUCAUUCCUCAUCAACCGGCAAGGUAUCGCGAGAGAAAAAACGAGGUAUUUUUGGAUUUCGAAGCAUUCUUGCUUAGUUCUAUGCGAGAACGAUCUACCUUAUGGAUACACUCGCAAAUAAAAGCUUGUAUGGAACCACAAGAUUGUCAACCGGAUUUUUGCUUGGAUCUUUUCGAACCGUCGGGUCAUGGCAAACGAAAAAAACGAGAUGUCAACGAGAAAGUCGAUGGAGGGUUUUUGCCUAAAGUCGAACGUCUCAUUAAGAGUUACAAUGACUCAACGCCUUUUACGAAAUUCAAGGAGAACAUUGAGUAUACCGUCAUGAUGCCAGACGAUAUUUACAACAAAGUUGCAACCGGCUUGGAAGGUAAUUGCGGCGGUUUUCUUUACGUGACUAUUGGAUUAGGUGCGUUAUUAGUUCUAUCCGCCUUCAUUAUGUGUUAUUUGGCUUCUCGUCUUCAUAAUUUAUCUUCAUCCAUCUCGCAAAACAAAUUCAUUGACGAUCUGGUACGAGAUAGAGCGAGAAAAUAUUGUGACGCGACAUCAGGAUACACUGGACGGUCUACCGUACAAUAAAAUAAAUCAAUCUAUCUAUUUAUACUCGAUAAUGUUUUUGAUAUAACAGGAAAAAACAAACGUGAUGUAGGAAUGUUAGAAAUCGAAUGAUGAAUACUUAACAUUUGACAAGUACUUAUAUAUGUAUGCAUGCUCGAUAUGUGUAUAUUUAUCCCAUCUAAUUUAUUUAUUCAUUUUAUAGAUUAUAUUUUUCACAUAGUCUCAAUGUUUAUUAUAAUAUUUUAUAAAUAUUAAAUGUUCAUCACAGCUAGUUACGAUGGAUUUUCUUUAUCGACGAGAUAACAAAUUAUUAUAGCACAUUAUUGUGUCAAUGCGAUACAACUGAUAAUACUUUAUAGUACAGUUAUAUUGAUAAACUAUCAUUCUAAUACGUAAUACUGAAUACCAAGAAUCUUAGGAAUUUUUAGAUAUAAGUUAAAAUAUAAAGAAGGUGUCACAAAUUAAAACGAAUAUAGAAAAAUAUUUUAUAGUACAAGCGCUCUAUUUUCUCUUUUCUUUUUGCAUAUAUUCUGAAUAUUCGAAAUAUGUCCAUGUGCAAUGCUAUCACGAGACCUGAUAAAGCGAACGCAAUAGUCGAUCGCCCAUACUUACAUAACAAUCAUAGUAUUUAAGUAUUUGCAAAAGUGCAUUUCAUGAUCAAAGUGCAUGAAAAUAUUGGGUUGGUUAAAGGUUAAAAUAAAAUACUUCACACUUUGUACAUAAAUCUGCACGAUAAUGUAUUAGUUGAGCUCAAUUAAUUUAAUAGAAAAAAAAUCGAAAUAUAAAAAAACCGACCGUGUAAGAACGUGUAAAUUUCUUUGCCAUCCAAAAAAUCAUUGACCGUUUAGAUUUAACGAAAAGAAUAUUGAAAUAAUUGUACGUGUAUAGUCGCAUUAUAUUUAUUAUAAAAUAAAACAAGGUUAAUCAAA
This is a messenger RNA of Vespa mandarinia (Asian giant hornet), 3318 nucleotides long. RefSeq lists its product as uncharacterized. The record is from RefSeq and is a predicted model, not a curated record. NCBI's taxonomy places the organism in Eukaryota, Metazoa, Arthropoda, Insecta, Hymenoptera, Vespidae.